AUGGAAAUCAGUGCUGACGUCUCAUACUCUGUCCCUUCAGCUCCUGUGACUCUGGACCCAAACACAGCACAUCCCAACCUCUCACUGUCUGAGGAUCUGACCAGUGUGAGACUCAGUGAUGAGAGACAGCAGGUUCCUGAUAAUCCAGAGAGAUUUGAUGGGGGGCGGUGUGUGCUGGGCUCUGAGGGAUUCAGCUCAGGGAGACACUGCUGGGAUGUAGAAGUGGGGGGUGAGGCCUGGGUGGUGGGUGUGGCUAAAGAGUCCAUCAGCAGGAAUGGGGCUGUGAGGCUGAGCCCAGCAGCAGGAGUAUGGAGUAUACUGCGGCACUCUCGGCGUUAUGAAGCCCUGACCUCCCCACCUACAGCCCUCACUGUGCAGAGGGAACUCCAGAGGGUCAGAGUGCAGCUGGACUGGGACAGGGGGGAGGUGUCAUUCUCUGACCCCAGUGACAACACUCCUCUCUACACUUUUAAACACUCCUUCACUGAGAGAGUGUUUCCGUUCUUCCGUCCUGGUUCUCUGCAGAUCUGUCCACUGAAGGAGAAGGUGUCUGUAAGAGUGGAAUAGUGCUGUGGUUUGUGGGCAUGGAUCAGGUGAACAGACUGCUUCUUUCACUUUGACAAGAGUAUAUUUGCAGAUAAAAAUGUAUUUUGCAAUAUUUUAUUUAAUCAAUUAAACAAUAAAGAUCCAUGUCUGCAGCAGUUCAUGAUAAAUGUAUCUUUGUAACCGCAUGAUAUCAAUGUUGCAGUUAUGCAUUGGCUUGUGUGUAAUCAGUUGAAUUGUAAUAAAUGCACCAGUGGAAUCA
Molecule: messenger RNA, 805 nt
Organism: Anguilla rostrata (American eel)
Lineage: Eukaryota; Metazoa; Chordata; Actinopteri; Anguilliformes; Anguillidae
Product: zinc-binding protein A33-like
Exons: 2
Coding region: 1-567 (188 amino acids)
Biological process (GO): protein ubiquitination
Cellular component (GO): cytoplasm
Molecular function (GO): protein binding; ubiquitin protein ligase activity
Source: RefSeq, a predicted model, not a curated record